Suillus clintonianus is the source of this 651-nucleotide messenger RNA. RefSeq lists its product as uncharacterized. The coding region runs from base 1 to 651 and encodes 216 amino acids. Lineage: Eukaryota; Fungi; Basidiomycota; Agaricomycetes; Boletales; Suillaceae. The record is from RefSeq and is a predicted model, not a curated record. The transcript has 3 exons.
AUGCACUCGGAACAGCCAUCAAAACUAUCUCCUGCGAAGUUUAACCUUUUGUCAGCCAUCUGUUCUCUACAGAUGGAUAACAAUUUAACACAUAGAGAGUUAUGUGAUAAACUGCAGUCGGAAAAUCCAACAUGGUACAUCAGUUCUAAAAGAGUCAAGAAGUUGAGAAUAGACUUCAGAAUUGCCGAGGAUAUUUCGCUGUCUACAAGUGUCACAGAAGGUCUUUUGCUUCUGUUGACGAACCUUACUCCUAUCUUGCAAUCUCGUCCUACUUCGAAUCUGGCAGCGCUCGAGUUCAUCCGAGAUCAUUUGCCUGUAGGCAUACCUCAAGAACCUCUUAUAUUAUUCCCUAGGGAACAACAUAUAAUUGAGUGGUAUUAUCAUAUCUAUUAUACUACUCAGGAGUCAGACGCACGACCGUUUCAUCCAGUGAUGAUGGAAAUUUACGGGAAGAAGAGAUGUCCUCGUGGAGCAUUGAUAAUCGUCAAGAAUGGAGACGGUUUUCUUCCGGAUGCACCUAAAUUCGACAUGGACAUCAACGACUUAGGAAGAACGUUGUGGUGGUACAUUAAGAGCGGGAGAGAUCCUAUCAAAGAAGCAAGCGAGAGGGAAUUGAUGCGUUUCAUUGAUCAGUCGGUUGGAAGGAUGUAG